This is a messenger RNA of Hyposmocoma kahamanoa, 3111 nucleotides long. It is a transcript of the gene bor, whose product is annotated as ATPase family AAA domain-containing protein 3A homolog. Bases 104 to 2002 code for a protein of 632 amino acids. Gene Ontology annotation, molecular function: ATP hydrolysis activity; ATP binding; zinc ion binding. Gene Ontology annotation, cellular component: mitochondrion. The record is from RefSeq and is a predicted model, not a curated record. The transcript has 10 exons. Gene Ontology annotation, biological process: mitochondrion organization. NCBI's taxonomy places the organism in Eukaryota, Metazoa, Arthropoda, Insecta, Lepidoptera, Cosmopterigidae.
UUACCCUUUGGCAGAGGGUUCUGAAAGUUUGCGUUAUUAUUAGAAAUAGUUUAUAUUUACGUGUUCAAAGAUCGUUUUAUGAAUUAGGUUACCAUUCACAAACAUGUCUUGGUUAUUUGGGUACAGUACGAAACCUCCCCAGCCGCCUUCUGAUGAACCUCCGGCUGAGAGUGGCGGUGCGCCUGCUACUUCAGGUUUGACUAAAGCUGAGAAGAAGACCAUGGAAGCUUAUCGGUUUGACUCCACUGCGCUCGAGAGAGCCGCCCAGGCCGCUAAGGAGCUGGAGAGAUCACGCCAUGCUAAAGAAGCCCUGGAGCUCAGUAAACUUCAGGAGAGCACACGGCAGCAAGAGCAGCUUGCUAAGAUUAAGGAGUAUGAGGCAGCCAUAGAACAGUCCAAAGUAGAACAGAAGAAAGUUGACUAUGAAGAGAGACGCAAAACACUUCAGGAAGAAACAAAACAGCAUCAAAUGCGCGCUCAAUAUCAAGAUCAACUAGCUAAGAAACGCUAUGAAGACCAGCUGCUACAACAACAAAAAUCUCAAGAAGAAAUUUUGAGAAAGCAAGAAGAGAGUGUGGCCAAACAGGAGGCUUUGCGUCGAGCUACUAUUGAACAUGAAAUGGAGCUCCGUGAGAAAAACAAGCUCAAGUCUAUUGAGGCGGAAGCCAGGGCUCGUGCUAAAGCAGAUCGGGACAACCGAGACAUUAAUUUGGAACAGAUCAGAGUGAAAGCUGCUGAAAAUAGAACCACUAUUUUGGAGAGUAUCAAGACAGCAGGCACUGUAAUAGGAAUGGGACUUAAUGCACUAGUUACAGACUGGGACAAAACUCUAGCAGCUGCGGGUGGCUUGUCUCUACUGGCAUUAGGUGUUUACACAGCUAAGGGUGCCACGUCGGUCACUGCCCGUUUUAUCGAAGCUCGAAUUGGAAAACCCACACUUGUGAAUGAAACUUCGAGAUUUUCUUUACUUGAAGCGGUUAAACAUCCCAUACUAACAUUUUCGAAAGCAAUAAGCAGCUUCAAGAAGCCAUCUGACGCAUUGGCUGGGGUAGUAUUGUCACCCAUCCUGGAAAAAAGAUUACGAGACAUAGCCAUAGCGACUAAAAAUACUCGCAUCAACAAAGGUUUUUAUAGGAACUUGCUCAUGUAUGGACCACCUGGAACUGGUAAAACCCUGUUUUCAAAGAAAUUAGCUAAGCAUUCUGGAAUGGACUAUGCAAUUUUAACGGGAGGCGAUGUCGCACCUAUGGGCAAAGAUGCAGUAGCAGCUAUCCACAAAGUAUUUGACUGGGCAAAUACAAGCAGAAGAGGUGUACUCCUUUUUAUUGACGAGGCUGACGCUUUCCUGCGGAAGCGGUCAUCAGAGAGAAUCAGCGAGCAUCUAAGAGCUGCUCUCAACGCGUUCCUCUAUCGCACCUCAGACCAAAGUACCCGCAUCAUGUUGGUGCUAGCUUCGAACACCCCACAACAGUUCGACUCUGCUAUCAAUGAUCGACUUGACAAGAUGAUAGAAUUUGGCUUGCCAGGGUUCGAAGAGCGCGAGCGUUUGAUUCGUCUUUACUUUGACAAGUUUGUUCUGCAACCUGCAACUGAAGGAAAAAGGCGUCUCAGUGUGGAUCAGUUUGACUACGGAGCUUUGUGCAUAAAUUUGGCCCAUAGGACAGCUGGUAUGUCUGGUCGAGCUUUGUCUAAGUUGGGCGUUGCCUGGCAAGCCGCCGCUUAUGCCUCUGAUGACGGUCGUCUCACUGAAAAUAUGUGUAUUGAAAUUUGCGACGAUGCUAUCAAGGAUCAUCGUCAGAAGAUGGAAUGGCUAUCAGCAGAAGAGAAGUCACGCAGCAUGAUGCCUUACUUGCUAGAUUUGCCACCCCUAGACCAAACAGAAUCAGAUCUGCAGAGACCUAAAAUAAUUGAAAUUUCACCAGUUGCCAGUAAUACCAACAUGAAAACAGAGACAAAGCAAAAGAAAAAGGGAACUGCAAAAGAAAUAGACAUGGAAAAGUGACACUGCGUCAAAACUAAUUGCGAUCUAGACAAAAAAUCAGAUCUACCAUCCGUAAGCUUCAAAAGUGAUGCAAUUAAAAUUAACUGUGAUACGAAACAUAAAUACAUAGUUGACCUCAAAGUUUCCACAACAAAAAAAUAUAUAUCCUUGACUGAAAAUGACAUGGCAAUAUUGCGUAGACUGUCGCUAAGACUAAUGAAGAAAGUGUCAUAGUCGGUGUUAUAUAAUCAGACUGCAUUAUUAAAAUUCGGUUACACUGCCUUUAGUCUGUACUUGCAUUCCUUUAUAAAGAAUUAUACCUAAUAGUAGAUAGUGGUUUUAUACAAAUUAGAAAUUAUUUGCAAAAUAUUUAUAUGCUUUUUCAAUAAAUGGUCAGACUAAACGUUUUACAGAUUUUUGUAUCACAUAUAUAAAUGUAGGUCUUUAAUUUAAAGUGAAGUAAGCUACAAAGCUUCCACUAUCGUUAAGAAUAGUUUAGUCGACUAUUUUUCUUAAACUAUGUUACGGGGUAGAAUGGUAGGUUUUUACUAAUGAGACCAAACUGCUUUUAAAGUAAAAAGUUAAAUCGAGCUAUUUGGCUUGGUUUUCUUUUUCAUUGUAUAAAUCUAUUAGCGAUUGUUAAAGUUAUGUAAUAGUGAUUGCAAGCUAUGUGUGUAUGCUGGAAAGGAUGUGAAAAAUAAUUCGAAUUUUACGUGUUACAUUUAUUUGUUCGACUUGCAUCAAAAGGACUAUUCAGGACAUCCUUUGAUCUAAGCAAAGCAUGACGUGUAAAAGAUUUGAAUUUGUUUCAAAUCACAAUGUCACCAACUGAUUUUACACUGUAAAUUGUCAAUAACGUUACUGUUAUAUUAUUGCAUGUAGUUUUUAUUAGAGAAUUGUUAACACAAUAUAUUGUUUUAUUUACCUUCUAAGUCGCUUAUAAUAACAAUGUGUCAGACAACCACUAAACGCCUGGUCUCAAACUAGGGAAUUCCCUGUAGUAUGAGUACCAGAGCAACGGAGUUCACUUUGGGGCAGUUCCCAGAACACCCAGAACCAAUUUAGAAAACUUGAUUUCCCAAUUUGAUCCUACCGGGAAUCGAACCCGGGGCCUUCUCACCAGCACCCAC